UCACAAAAUGGCCAAAGGAUGUUUGGUUUGCGGGUGGACAUUGGCAUGCUGCUGGAGCCCCUGGGCUUCAUAAAGGUCCUUCAGUGGAUUUUUUCCAUUUUUGCUUUUGCAACCUGCGGAGGCUUUCAUGGUGAAACUACCCUUUUAGUUUCCUGUAAGGGUGUGGUGAACAAAACUGUAACAGCUGCUUUUGCAUAUCCAUUCAGGCUGAAUACUAUUGUAUUUAAUGCACCAGAUCCAAAACGCUGUGGUGGUACUUGGACUGACAGCUAUCUCGUGGGCAACUUCUCCUCUUCUGCGCAGUUCUUCGUUACACUUGCAGUGUUGGUAUUACUCUACUGCAUUGCUGCCCUUGUUGUUUACGUUGGAUAUAAGCAUGUGUAUCAACACAAUAGCAAGUUUCCACUAACUGACUUACUUGUCACUGUCAUAAUAACCUUUCUGUGGCUAGUCAGUACUUCUGCUUGGGCAAAGGCACUUGCUGACAUCAAAAUAUCCACGGGGGCCAGUAUUAUUUCACAAAUUGACUCUUGCAACGCACCAGGAACAACUUGUCACUUUGUUUCUGUGACUAGAAUGGGAACUCUGAAUGUGUCUGUGGUAUUUGGCUUACUUAAUAUGGUUUUGUGGGGAGGAAAUAUUUGGUUUGUAUACAAGGACACCAACUUGCACAACCAGUCAAACAAAAUUUCUCAAGUUGCAGGAAUGUAUCCAGCUCAAAGAAUAUGA
This is a messenger RNA of Cygnus atratus (black swan), 729 nucleotides long. RefSeq names its product synaptophysin like 1 (gene SYPL1). Gene Ontology annotation, cellular component: synaptic vesicle; synaptic vesicle membrane. The record is from RefSeq and is a predicted model, not a curated record. NCBI's taxonomy places the organism in Eukaryota, Metazoa, Chordata, Aves, Anseriformes, Anatidae. Bases 19 to 729 code for a protein of 236 amino acids. The transcript is spliced from 6 exons.